Messenger RNA from Mizuhopecten yessoensis (Yesso scallop), 1103 nucleotides. Its product is annotated as pyrokinin-1 receptor-like. Gene Ontology annotation, cellular component: plasma membrane. The annotation marks the transcript as partial. The record is from RefSeq and is a predicted model, not a curated record. NCBI's taxonomy places the organism in Eukaryota, Metazoa, Mollusca, Bivalvia, Pectinida, Pectinidae. Gene Ontology annotation, molecular function: neuropeptide receptor activity. Gene Ontology annotation, biological process: neuropeptide signaling pathway. The transcript has 2 exons.
ACAGAAUCCACAUUCACUACGUUACAACAAGGCCUUUAUGUAAGAUCUACUUCGGAAGUUCUAGCUUAUAAGCUCAGAAGAUAAAUACCAGUGUCCGCGGGCGAGGAGCUGGUAAUCCGCUGUCCCAGGGCCGACCUUCUUCACCUCAUCACACAAAACGAUGCACCCCGCGAUAAGGGUGUGCUUGGGCCUUGUCAAAAACAGAACAUUGCACAUCGACCGCAAUGAAGGACCGGAUUGUAAGGACCUGUUUAGGAAACACCUUUCCAAUAUCUUCAACGAGUCCAGAUACGGAAAUGCGUCAACGAAUGCACUUCCAGAUGGUGACAGUUUCGACGUGUGGCGCUACCUUGCGCAUGAAUUAGAACCAAGGAGAGAUGAUCUGCCGACAGUUAUCAGCGUCACUAUCAUAUACUGUGUUCUCUUCUGCACUGGAGUGUUUGGAAAUGUUUGCACGUGCAUUGUAAUAGCCAAGAAUAAGUUUAUGCACACAGCCACGAAUUAUUACCUGUUCAAUCUGGCCGUGGCAGAUCUGCUUCUGUUAUUGAUAGGCCUUCCUCCGGAUCUCUAUACGAUAUGGGCAAUGUACCCAUGGAUAUUUGGCGAAGCGUUUUGUGUGGCACGCGUGCUUUUUGCAGAGAUUUCGACGUUUACGUCGAUUUUAACUAUAACGGCGUUCACUGUGGAGCGGUACGUGGCCAUAUGUUUUCCAAUGAAGGCGCAGAGAAUGUCUAGUUUGUAUCGAGCUGUGCGCGUGAUAUUCUGCACGUGGUGUCUGUCCACGAUAUGUGCUAUCCCCCAGGCGAUACAAUACGGGGUAGUGUACAUCCCCGACCCAUGGAACGCCACCCUGAUACAGUCUGCUAUGUGUACGUUCAAAGCUCAGGAGGGCAUCAAAUGGACGUUUCAGGUAUCGGCCAUUAUUUUCUUUGCUGUGCCGAUGACUUUUAUCACCGUGCUAUACACUCUCAUCGCGAUUACCAUCCGGAGAUCGACCCUCAGUCGAGGGUCCAUGGAUUCCUCAAGUAAGGAACAUCUACGUGGUGUGGAACUCCAUGCUCAGCAACAGGCCCGUGCGCGCCGGUCGGUUCUAAAGAUGCUGG